GGCAUGGUGUCCAUCUGAAGAACAUUUUACUUUAAAAGGAAAGAUGCUGUCUCCAAAUGAUAAAAAGUUAGAAAAACUGGAUCCGUUUUAUCGACCUUCAGUGUCCAAGCAGAAGACCAGUGCAGAAAUCAUAAGUGAAGCACGAAAUGCAUUAAGAACAGUUAGAACCCAAAGACCAUUUACACCACAGGAAGACCAAAGAAAACUAUUUGGACCUGCAUCUUCCAGAACACCAGAAAAUAGACCUCCUUCCUCCUUCAGAAACCAAAAGCUCCUGCAUCUCCCACCAGAGAAGAGGAUCCCUGCUUUUCCUUUCCUAAACCACCACUGGACCCUGCGAAGAUUAGAAGAAUAAGCAGUGCCCGGGCUCGCUUAUUCAGGGCGGCCUCCCAGGGGGCCCUUCUGCCGGACACAUCCCUUCCUCCCACCGACUCAAAGAAGACAGUGGAAUCCAAAGAAACAGUUAUGAUGGGGGACUCUAUGGUGAAAAUAAACGGGGUUUAUUUAACAGAAUCCAAUGCCAUUGGCCACUUAAAGAGUCACCCACUUCGACUCACUUGUGACGGAGACUUCAGUGAAAUCAAGGAGCAAGAAACGUUCGAAGGAACAACCUCCGUACCAUCUCAUCUCAGAAGUGGAGGGGACCAGGGGAGGAGGCAUGCCAGGACCUUACCGUGCCCCAGCAGCUCAGACUUGAGCAGGCUGCAAACCAAAGCAGUCUCAAAAGCCGACUUGCAAGAAAAGGAUACAGAAAUAGAAGUAGACGAAGUCUUUUGGAAUACAAGGAUUGUUCCAAUUUUGCAUGAAUUAGAAACAGAAGAAAACAUUGAAACGAUUUGUGCUGCUUGCACACAACUUCAUCACGCUUUAGAGGAAGGAAACAUGCUUGGAAAUAAAUUUAAGAGAAGAAGUAUUCUCCUGAAGACCCUAUAUAAACUAGUUGAUGUUGGUUCAGACUUGCUCAGCCUUAAACUUGCAAAAAUUAUUCUAGCACUUAAAGUGAGUAGAAAGAAUCUUCUUAAUGUCUGCAAACUUAUAUUUAAAAUUAGUCGGAGUGAAAAGAAUGAUUCUUUGAUUCAAAAUGACAGUAUUCUGGAAUCAUUAUUGGAAGUACUGAGAAGUGAAGACCUGCAAACUAACACUGAAGCUUUUUUGUACUGUAUGGGGACUAUAAAAUUCAUUUCUGGAAAUCCAGGAUUUCGUAAUGAAAUAAUCAACAAAGGUGCUGUGGACAUACUGAUGGAUUUGAUAAAGCAAAUAAGUGAGAACACCAAGAAAUGUGGUACAUGUUCACCUAAUUUGGGCCACUUGUUAGUUCAGGUGACUGCUACAUUGAGAAACUUGGUUGAUUCACCGCUGGCAAGAAGUAAGUUGCUGAGCAUCAGUGCCAUUCCCCAGCUGUGCACGGUGAUGGAACAGUACGUGGGUGACAAGGACGUCUGUACCAAUAUUGUCAGGAUAUUCAGCAAACUUACUUCUUACCGUGACUGCUGUGCAGCCUUGGCCAACUAUUCCAGAUGUUAUGCCUUGUUUCUGAAUCUGAUAAACAAAUACCAGAAGAAGCAGGAUUUAGUCAUUCGUAUUGUUUUUAUUCUUGGCAACCUGACAGCGAAAAACAACCAGGCUCGGGAACAAUUUUCCAAAGAGAAAGGGAGCAUCCAAACUGUGCUGUCAUUGUUCCACACGUUCCACCAAGUCGAUCUGCAUUCCCAGAAGCAAGCCUGCGAAGGCGCAGAGCUGCCCCAGGCGCAGAGGCCACCGUCGGAGGCGGAGGACGUGCUCAUCAAGCUGACCCGCCUGCUGGCCAACAUGGCCAUUCACCCGGGCGUCGGCCAGGCCUUGGCUGCCAGCCGGCCAGCAGUGGGCCUGCUCCUGACCACGCUGGAAUACAAGUCACUCGAUGAUUGUGAGGAGCUGGUGAUCAAUACUACAGCCACAAUCAACAAUUUAUCUUACUACCGAGUGAAGAAUUCUGUAAUUCAAGACAAAAAGCUGUAUAUUGCUGAAUUGCUCUUAAAGCUGCUCGUGAGUAACAACAUGGAUGGAGUCCUGGAGGCCGUGCGCGUCUUUGGAAAUCUCUCCCAGGACCGUGACAUCUGUGAUUUCAUUGUGCAGAACAAUGUACACAAGUUCAUGAUUGCAUUGCUGGAUGCUAAGCAUCAGGAUAUUUGCUUUUCUGCCUGUGGUGUUCUCCUAAAUCUCACUGUGGAUAAAGACAAGCGUGUCAUCCUAAAAGAAGGAGGUGGCAUUAAAAAGUUAGUGGAUUGUUUAAGAGAUUUUGGUCCUACUGAUUGGCAGCUGGCUUGCUUGGUUUGCAAAACUUUAUGGAACUUCAGUGAAAAUAUCACUAAUGCUUCAUCGUGUUUUGGAGCUGAAGACACCAACACACUCUUAGUCCUGUUGUCAUCAUUUUUAGAUGAAGAACUAGCACUGGAUGGCAGCUUUGACCAAGACCUAAAAAACUAUCACAAAUUCCAUUGGGAAACAGAAUUCAAACCUGUGGCACAGCAGCUUCUAAAGCGAAUUCAGAGACAUCACACCUUCCUGGAACCCCUGCCUAUUCCUUCUUUCUAACGUGAUGCAGAUUAACAACAGAAACAGGAAGUCAGGUCUCCUUCCUUCUUAAGAAGUGGUAACAAACAUGAACUUUUUUUUUUGGUAUUAACAAAUAUUGAAAGUUUUUCAACUACUGGUUUUAGUGAGUAGCCUAAGUCUUUAAAGAGGAAUAAGCAUUUCUUCUUGUUAGGUAUUAUGGAAAAAUGAAUAUAUUAAUACAGGUUAUAUUUUCUGCUAUGAGAAAUGUAAGAUGAGAAGAUAUACAUUUUUUAAGUUAAAUGGCUUUUAUUCUCUAUUAAAUAGCUUAGUUCUAGUCUUAAAAUCUUGAUUUAGCAAUUUAGGGAUUUAAGUGCUUGUCAGUUUAUUAAAUGAACUAUGCAAUAAAGACUAUUAGAUUAUGUAUAUGGAAAGAAUGGUGGUCAACAUGAAUGGAACACAUUACUACAUAAGCAUCUAAACUAAUUCUUACUACGUCUAAUAAUACAUUUUUUGAUUAGGUACCAGUAUUUUUCUGGUCCUCAUAUUAAGAGAAAGAGUAAGCAGAAAAACUUAGAGAAGACUGCUUUAGGCCAUCUGUUCUUUACUAAAUAAGUAAAAUAGAUGAAAAAGGAACUAUCUUACCUUUCUUUUCAUUUGAAAUAAAAUGACUGGACUAGACAGUCCUUCUAAUUGUAACUCUCUGUGUCUAGAGAGGUGAUAGGAUAUAUUAGAAAGAGUGCAGGCUUAGGUAUUUGGCAGGUCUCAGUUCGAAUUCUAACUCUCUCCUGCUAGCUGUGUGGGCCUUGAGCAAGUAACUUAAUUUCUUGAGCUUCAACUGUAAAAUGGGAAUAAUAUCUAUUUUAUCAUAGUAUAGUUUUUUUCUUGUAGCAUAGUUUAGAACAAACCAUUAAAUGUGCAAAUUGCCCAGUCCAGUGUAUGAUGUGCAGUAGGCACUCAGUAAGUUAUAACGUUAUGAUGGCAAGUAGUUUAUUAGUUUGUGUUCUUUGUUGAGUAAGUUUGAAUAAAUGAUUAAA
Molecule: messenger RNA, 3569 nt
Organism: Propithecus coquereli (Coquerel's sifaka)
Lineage: Eukaryota; Metazoa; Chordata; Mammalia; Primates; Indriidae
Gene: ARMC2
Product: armadillo repeat containing 2
Exons: 16
Coding region: 466-2574 (702 amino acids)
Biological process (GO): sperm axoneme assembly; cilium organization
Molecular function (GO): protein binding
Source: RefSeq, a predicted model, not a curated record